CGAUUAUACUCCGGCAAAAAAAACGCGCUGUGGCUCCACGCGCUGGCCGACGCAUCGCUUGGAAGCUGUAAGCGACGCGUCAUAACUCGCUGGAGGCGUGGACAAACGCCCAGUUGCUCGCGCGCCCGCAACCGCUGCAUCCCACCCAGCCAGCGCGUCCGUUUCGGCAGCCGUCGCGCCGCACGCGCCGCCGACGAGCCAGCAGCCGCCGCGACGAUAGACGCAAACCAAGGCGUACGAAACGAUAGACGAAAACCAAGGCGUACGAAACGACGAUGGCAGCAAAAAAGCAAGUCGGCAAGUAUGAGAUCGGCCGCACGUUAGGUGAAGGAACUUUUGGGAAAGUGAAACAUGCCGUCCACGUGAGCUCAAGGGUCGAAGUCGCCAUAAAGGUACUAGACAAGGAACGCAUCCAGAAGCAGUCCAUGGGCUCGCAGAUAAAAAAGGAGAUUAGUAUUAUGAAACAAUUAAGUCACGAAAACGUCGUCAAGCUUAAGGAGGUCCUCGCGUCGCGCACAAAAAUAUUUAUUGUAUUGGAGUUAGUUACUGGAGGGGAAUUAUUUGAUCUCAUAGUGCAGCGAGGUAGACUAGAUGAAGCGGCAUCGAGGAUCUACUUCCGACAACUCGUGAGCGGCGUCGCCUACUGCCACUCGCAGGGCGUCGCGCACCGCGACCUCAAGCCCGAGAACCUGCUGCUGGACUCAGAGGGCACCCUGAAAAUCUCGGACUUUGGAUUGUCAGCCCUGUACGACGGCGAAGAGGGUAGUACGCGGUCGCAGAUGCUGCACACGACGUGCGGCACGCCGAACUACGUGGCUCCCGAGGUCCUGCAGAAUGAAGGAUAUGUAGGAAGAAUAGCCGACUGCUGGUCCAUUGGAGUUAUCUUAUAUGUACUUUUGGCCGGUUUCUUACCUUUUGACGAAGCCACGAUGUCCGCUUUAUUUGACAAAAUAAAACGGGCAGAAUUUGCCUAUCCAGCUCAUUUCUCCGACGGCGUCAAGGUCUUGAUCGAUUCGUUGUUGGUCGCGGAUCCCCAGAAGCGGGCGACACUCACGGACGUCCAAAAGGACCGGUGGUUUUUGGACCAGUCGCUGUCGACUGUGGCUACUGAUCAAGUAGUACAGCCGCUGAUGCGGAAGAAGUCUUCCUUAAAAACGUCGAAGUCUACCAGAGUGCAGUCGCUGACGUCGUCGUCGUCCCCGACGCAAGUGGUCGAGGCUUUGCGGAAAGCGCUCGUCGCGUCGGGCGCGACUUUAGCUGAAGAUGCGCCGCCGAAGCCGGAGGAGACGGAGGACGAGACCGAUGACGAAGGGCCGGGAACACGGUCCGUCGAGGCGUCGCUGCAGUCGCCGUCCGGGCUGUUGGCUUUGGUAGCGACGGCGCGGCCCGCCGAUAACGGGGCGGCGCUGGAUCUGCUGCGAGGCAAGGGCGACAUCCUCGCCUUCCAGGCGUGGCUCCAGGGCGUCCUGGAGGCCGUCCGCGCGGCGGGCGUGACUUUAACGGGGCCGCCGGAGCCCUAGGUUUUGCUUUUUUAUCGUCGACGUUCGCUCGGUA
Messenger RNA from Pelagomonas calceolata, 1554 nucleotides. Lineage: Eukaryota; Pelagophyceae; Pelagomonadales; Pelagomonadaceae. The record is from the annotation of a GenBank genome assembly.